AUGACUACUGGGGUCGACAGGGACGGCCUCCUACAUGUUAACCGGCCCUGGACCUUUGCCUGCACCGCAAUGGUGAGCGCGGAUGAAGUGGAUGAUGUGGGCUUCUUCUUGAACUUUCGGAGCCUGACGCCGCCGAGGAAUCUCGCCCGGUACGCCAACAAUGGCGAGGGGCCUUCCUUCGACGCGUCGAGCCGUGCGCUUGCGCCGCCAGUCGUCGACAACAACAUCGAGGAGGAGGAGGCGGCGGCGCCGGCACGCACUGUCCUACAGUCGGCGGAUUACGUCCUCAACGACGAGGAGGAGGCGACGGCGAUCCAACAGGUCGCAGUCAUCUCGAAGCCCGAGGCGCGCGCGUGCUUCCGUCGCGAGGAGGUGGAAGCCAUCCGUGUCGUGCGCGCGUACGAGGUGGCGCAGAAGGAGGCGGCCGUCCGCUGCGUGAAGCAGGAGGUCACCGACCUCGAAGUUUAUAUGCUUUUCACAUUGAAGUGGUUGAUUCUCAAAAUUGUUUGUUGUUAUGGAAGUAAUGGAUCAGGAGCCGAGGAACCUGUUCAUAUUCUUGCAUACUACGCUAGUUGGGGGCCUGCUAAAUCUCAGGAGCUGGAGAAGGUUCUAUCUAGCAUCAGGGAGGGCCGCUAUACUCGUGCGAAGGAGAUGUUAUUCAAACUUAGGAAACUCGAUAUGCCGCUGAAGUUUGAAGACGUGUGUAAUAUAGCAGGGAAUGGAGUGGCUCCAGGCCGAGUGCACGUGGCACGUGCCAUGAUUAAAGCUGGAUAUGUUGAUAAUCUUAGGCAAGCUUUUAGCAGAUACCUGUAUGAUGGAGGGCCUGCUUAUGCUACUGGUAGUGAGCCAGCUGGGGAAACUGUUGUGCAACUAAUUUGUAGAACUGGGGGUAUAGCAGUUUUGGCUCACCCAUGGGCAUUGAAAAAUCCUGUUCCUGCUAUAAAGGAUUUGAAAGCGGCUGGUCUGCACGGUAUUGAGGCCUAUCGAAGCGAUGGGAAACUAUCUGGAUUGAGCGAUCUGGCAGAUACUUAUGAGCUUUUGAAGCUCGGUGGUUCAGAUUACCAUGGACGAGAUGACAAGGAAGAACCUGAUAUAGGAAGUGUCGAUCUUCCGGUCUUGGCAUUUUUUAAGUUUCUUGAGGUAGCUCAACCAAUCUGGCGUAAUGCUAUGAUGGAAAAUUUUGCCAACACUAUCGAAAGGAUACCUGACUUGAAUGGCUCAAAAGGAUGUCGACGUACUAGCUCUGGAAACGAUUUUUGUAGUAUGUGCCUUUCUUCUCCAGAAUUGGAAGAAACAGACGAUUCUGAGGUUGAGAUCCUCCAAAUGGUUUUUUCAGACAUUAUCCUCAGUAACAGAAGCUGCAAGACGCAUAUUGAGCAGCGGGCAGAAAUCACCUCCCGUCUCCAUUGACAUAGGCUGGUUCGUGCAGUUUUAGACAUUGACUGCGAGUACAUGAUAUUAGCUGGAGUUCAAUUUAUUCAUAUUCUGGAAAAUUCCAAAUUUUCCAGAGGGCGUGUGGUGAUGUUUUAUAUGAUCGAUUGACUUGAUUGCAGAAGUAACAUGGUAAGAGAUCUGUAAACUAACCAUCAAACU
Messenger RNA from Lolium rigidum, 1593 nucleotides. RefSeq lists its product as uncharacterized. The coding region runs from base 1 to 1410 and encodes 469 amino acids. The record is from RefSeq and is a predicted model, not a curated record. Gene Ontology annotation, molecular function: 5'-3' RNA exonuclease activity; 5'-3' DNA exonuclease activity. Lineage: Eukaryota; Viridiplantae; Streptophyta; Magnoliopsida; Poales; Poaceae. The transcript has 5 exons.